CAGUCGAGAGAAAACAGGCAGGCCGAUGUUCUGAGCGCACGGUGGCAGAGAGGUCAUACGGUCGGAAGGAAGUGUAGACUUGCUUACAACUCGAGCUUCGCUGGGACGGCACAGCAUUCCCCUGCACGAGCAAGAGCCUACGCAGGCCAAGAACGACCAGCUGGUAGUAGUCUCGAUAGAAGGGGGAAACGAGGUUGCAGGACGUCGAGUCGAUAGCUCUCCUCGCAAAAAUGACCGCUGCUCAAGUACAGUCUCCAGUAAUAGCCCAAGACUCGGUCGACAAGCCCGCCAGUAGCAGUUCACUGGCGCCAGUACACACGCAACAAGCACAACAGGCAACUCGACCGCAUCCUCGGUCGAGCGUGAAUAGUCACCAUCACCACCAUCAUCAGUACAGGAACGGUAAAUCCGGGAUCAACCAUCAGAACGCCAACGCCAACCUGAGGAAUCAUCAGGCUGGUCGGUAUCAUCAUCGAGACGACCCGAACCAUCGAGCCUCGUCCUUGUCUUCCACAUCUCUGCCCCUCGCCUCGGCCUCGGGAUCUUCUGCUCCAGCCCACCUCGCCGCAGCAGCAGCAUCGUCCUCGUCAUCGUCCUCGACGACCGCUUCCUCAUCUUCCCUCCUCAUGGACCCUUUCCAUACGUUCGACCGGCUCGACCUCCAAACCCCUCGCGCAUUCGUUGUCGUCGUUGGACUCGUCCUCCUCGGUCUAGCGGGAAUGAAGUCUUACCAACACGUCGCCAACCGGGUUCGACAGAGACGUCGACUGAUCGAGAGCGAAAAGGCGGCGGAAGAACUGUUGAGGCUCAACGUCAAGCACGGGGUCGUCGAUCUCGAUGGGCAGGUCAUCAAGCCCAGUCAGAACGGCCAGGUUGCUGGUACGGCAAGCGGGACAGGAAAAGAUGUGGCGGACGGCAAGAGACGGGCGAGAUCCGGAACGUUGGAGAAAGAAUCGAAGUCGCGGCCAUCGGAUAGCAACAACCCCCUCGUAUCGAAAUUGACAUCGGAGAAAUCUCAACUCAAACCCGUUCCCGAAGCUUCAACCGCUCCCCGAUCCGUCGAUGGGAACGAUCUCUCGCACGAAGACGAUCAGGACGAGCCCAACAAGGUCGCCAAGAGCGAGGCUAAAAAGGCCAAAAAGAAGAUCAAGCGGGCGGCCAGGCUGGAGCAGAGGAAGAAUUCGGGCGAUCUGGUGACGGUUGCAUCGAGGGAAGAGGGAGCAGACUUGGGAUCUGAUGAACAGCAGGACGCGAGGGUCGAUGACGAGGCCGAGGCCGAGGCCGAGGCGGUCGUUAAGGGCGAUGAUGUUGAUGAAGCAAAGCCAAGUGUCACGGGCCAGGUGAUAGAGGACGUUCUGAGUAAUGAGGCGGGUCCGGAAGACGAGGCCGGGAGCAUGCAAUUGGUCGAAGAAUCGGGCGAGCAGGACAAGGCUGAGAGCUUGCGAUCGGUCAAGGAGUCGGGUGAGCAGGACACAACGCCUACUCCGGUUGAACCGCUCGCUGCUGUCCGGGACCGAGAGGAGGACGACGUCGAGCCUAAAGAGGUUCCUGCAGAGGAUCAAGGCUCGCCGGUUCCAUUCAUCCACAACAUGCCCUCGAUCGAGAUCCAACACGUCGCCUUGCCAGACUCGCCUCCUCCGUCUCGACUGCGACGACGCGCCUCGGAAGUUAGCGACUCGGCAGCCAGUCUAUUGAGCGGUGCUUCGAGUGGCCUAUCGGGCAAUCCGAACCUGCAACGAAAUCUCGAACAAUACCACUUGAGCGGCGUCAGCACGCCGAGCGAUCAGCCCCAGCAGAAACGAAAGAAAAAGGCUAAACCCGCUGGCAAACCCCAACGAGCGAUCCCGGGAGCCGAGAAUUGGGUCAAGGAGAGCCAUGAAGAGAAGGAACGCGAGGUCAAGGAGCAACUCGAGAAGCAGGUCGAAGAAGCUCGUGCUGCCAGUAGCUCGGCUACGGCUCGGGCGAGCAAGGCCGAAAAGGAGAAUGAGAGCUUGACCACGAGAUUGCACAAGCUCGAAUCCAAGCUGUCCAAGGUGACCUCUUCGCAGCACGAUUUGCGGGAGAGGGAAAAGACGGCAUUGUGGGAAAAGGAAGAGGCGGUCAAGCGGGCCAACGAGGCGCAGACCGUGAUGCAAAAUUAUCGAAAAGUCGAGGCUGCGCUCAAGCACGACGUGCUCCAGGCAAGAAAGGAGAGGGACAAGUUGUGGCAGGAUUCGCAGCGAAAAGAGGCCGAUCUACGCUCACAGCUCCAGCAGAUGAAUGCUCAACUCGCUCAAGCGGUCCAUAGCGCCGCUUCCUUCGAAGCCGCCUUACGGUCCGGUGGGCGCAUGCCUGGUACCCCAGUCUUCGGCACUCCAGUACCCCUCAUGUCCACACCCGUUGGCCUACCUAAUCAUCACGGUCACAUGCUGCUCGGAAACCCUCUCCCGAAUCAAUCACGAAUGUCACUAUCGACGCCACCUUCACCUCAACCACUGAUGUCGGCCAAUGGGUUGCCCUGGAUCGACCGCAACAUGAUGUCCAGCCCGGGCGGCACCCCCUCGCGGAAAAGAUCGCCUUCAGAGGUCUUUGGCUUGCCAAUGGUACACCCACUCAGCGCUACGACCACCCCUGUGAGGGAAUCUUCACUUGCCUGGACAGUCUUGAAGAACAAGGGCGAGAAUGGCAGCAACGCGGCGGCGUCUAGCCCUGUCCCGAUCUCCAAUGAGCAGUCAAAUGGCCAGGCUUCUCCGGCGCCCCGCAGCAGAUCGGGUACUCUCGGCAUUGAUACGCUGUCCGAGCACAAGGACAAGGAGAACGAACCUCCGCUCGAGAACGGCGCAUCCAUAAUGUCCGAGUCCCGAUCGAUGCCUAGUAUCAUCAAGCCCAAAAAGGAGGCGGAUGUCAACGUCACAUCAGAGAAUGGAGACGACUCGGGACAGCCUGACAGCCCCGUCGCCGUUGACGGCAACGAGGAAGUACCGUUCUUCGUAUUUCCCUCUCUACACCACGAUCCGGAACACGUCAAGGCUGCCAUGGCCGUCGAGAGAGGCCGUAGAGCCUCUUUGCAACGGGCGACGUCUGGACUAUCGGCGCUCGCGUCCCCCUCGGCUAGUCCUGGCAAGUCGUUGAAACAGGUCGAUCUCGAUCACAUCGCUACAAGCGACUCUGCCGAACCUGCCAUCUACGAUCAAUCCAGUGCUACCAGCAUGACGGAUAGCCACGGGUCGACUGCCUUUUCGAGCGAUCAGAGCCAACCAGGCGAUGAACCGGACGGCCACGACACUUCAACUGUCAAACAGCCCGAUCUGGCCAGGGUUAACGAAUCGCCGGAGAGCCCGGUCCCCAUCCCCGUCCAGUAAUGCGUUCGUGGCCGACCUUCAGUCCGAGGU
This is a messenger RNA of Filobasidium floriforme, 3371 nucleotides long. RefSeq lists its product as uncharacterized. Bases 231 to 3341 code for a protein of 1036 amino acids. The record is from RefSeq and is a predicted model, not a curated record. The transcript is spliced from 2 exons. Lineage: Eukaryota; Fungi; Basidiomycota; Tremellomycetes; Filobasidiales; Filobasidiaceae.